Messenger RNA from Synchiropus splendidus (mandarinfish), 3366 nucleotides. RefSeq names its product ATP-binding cassette, sub-family B (MDR/TAP), member 9 (gene abcb9). The coding region runs from base 491 to 2851 and encodes 786 amino acids. The record is from RefSeq and is a predicted model, not a curated record. NCBI's taxonomy places the organism in Eukaryota, Metazoa, Chordata, Actinopteri, Syngnathiformes, Callionymidae. Gene Ontology annotation, cellular component: membrane. Gene Ontology annotation, biological process: transmembrane transport. Gene Ontology annotation, molecular function: ATP binding; ABC-type oligopeptide transporter activity; ATP hydrolysis activity. The transcript is spliced from 11 exons.
UCAGCCGCUUUGUCAUCACGGACGAUCUAUGUUACCGGUGCACUUUCACUGUGUUGAAGUUCAAGAGGCUCAUUUAUAAGCGUCCUAGGUGACGCUGCACCUUUAGUUCGAGUUAUUUGCACAAUGGGUGAUAUAUAUACGGAAGCGCGUAAUGUGUUGAGCCAGGUGACGUGAGCGAGUCGAGCCGGUCCAGGUCUGUGUUGGCUAGCGGCUAAAGCUGUGCGCGCGCGCGCCCAAGGCAUUUGCUGUCGGAAAUAUAAGCGUGUUCGUAUAGCUUCUUCGGAGAACUGUGUUAAAUUAGAACGCACGGCGUCGUUUAACUACGUCAGAGAACGGUAAAUUAGAACGCACGCGAUACCGGAAGUGCCUUCCUUCAAAUUAAAAGUGACCCAGGAGGACGUAUUUCCCCACGUACUUUUAAAGCCUUCCUUUAUUGACUGAGUCCGAUCACAUUUUAUUGUUAUACUGUUGUGUACUUCAACAGUUCGUUAUGGGCAUUGGCGUGUGUGUGAGUCUGUCACUGUUGUUUGCUCUCCUGGAUGUUGUGGUCACCACCGUCCUCUACACGCAUGGAUUUCAGCUGGACCGCUUCAAGAAUGAAGUCCUGGACUUCAGUGUUCUACGGUGUACGGUGGAUGUUUGGGGGACCGUGCUCCUCAGGGCAUGUCUGUUGUUGGGGGCCUCCGUCGGGGUGGCCUGGAACAGCACAGAUGGCCCCAGCAGGGUGGCUCACUUCACCAUCGUGGUUCUCCUCGCCUGCCUCUCAGUCAUCACCUUCGCCUUGACCAAGAUGCUGAUACUGUCAGAAGUGGAGGCCUUGUCACAUCAACCUUGGCUGCUGAGCCUGGUGUUCUGGUCCUGUGCCUCAUCACUGGUUGUCAUGGUGCUCUGGAACUUUUUGGGCACUGUCUCAACGAGUGAAAGCCGUGAACAAGCUGAAGACACGGAGAAGCUGCUGGAGACGGCUGGAGAUGAGGAAAGAUCACCCAAACCGAGGGACCCCAGCAGCUCUGGAGCAACUCUGGGUCGACUGCUCAGCUACUGCAGUAAAGAUUUCGGGGUGUUGUCGGUCGCCUUCCUGUUCCUCAUCGUCUCUGCUGUCUGUGAUGCCUUCAUACCCUUCUACUUUGGGAAAGCCAUGGACAGCAUCGUGGUCAAACAGAGCAUGGCGGAAUUCGCCAAGCCUUUGAUGACUCUUGCACUUCUUGCUCUCGCCAGCUCCCUUGCGUUAGGAGUCCGGGGCGGAGUCUUCACUCUGAUGUUCGCCAGGCUCAACCUGCGUUUGAGGAACAAUCUUUUCACAACUCUGAUGAGGCAGGAAGUGGCCUUUUUUGACGAGAACCAUACAGGUGACAUCCUGUCUCGUCUGACUGCCGACACCACCCAGGUGAGCGACCUCAUCUCCCAGAACAUCAACAUCUUCUUGCGGAGCAUCAUCAAGGGCGUGGGCUUCUUCAUCCUCAUGUUUGUCAUCUCCUGGAAGCUCACUUUGGGGACCAUCAUGGGCUUUCCUUUUAUUGCAGUCUGUUCCAAAUAUUAUGGCGACUACUACAAGAAACUGACCAAAGAGGUGCAGACCACCUUGGCAGAGGCCAACAAAGUGGCAGAGGAAACCAUUUCGUCCAUCAGGACGGUGCGAAGCUUCGCCAACGAGUGCGGAGAGGUGGAGUCGUACCACGCCAAACUCUUGGUCAUGUUCAAGCUCAAUAAGAAGCAAGCCCUGGCCUACGCCUGCUACAUGUGGUCCAGCUGUAUCUCUGAGCUGGCUCUAGAGGUUGCUGUCCUCUAUUACGGCGGUCACCUGGUCCUCACCGGUCAAAUGAGCGGCGGUGAUUUGAUCGCCUUCUUCAUCUACUUGCUGGACAUGGGGGAAUGUUUGGAGAAUAUUGCCUCAGUCUACACAGGCCUCAUGCAGGGAGUUGGAGCUGCUGAGAAGGUCUUCGAGUACCUGGACCGGAAACCCAAACACCCGGCGGAUGGAGCGGAGGUGCCCGAGGCUUGUGCUGGUUUGGUGGAGUUUCAAGAUGUCACCUUCGCCUACCCGACCCGACCUGAGACCAACAUCCUCGAGGGAAUUUCCUUCACCCUACGUCCCGGGGAGGUGACAGCUCUGGUGGGACCCUCAGGCAGUGGGAAAAGCUCCUGUGUGAGCCUGCUGGAGAACUUCUACCUCCCUCAGCAGGGCCAGGUGCUGCUCGACGGACGGCCGGUCCACCUCCUCCAGCAUGAGUACCUCCACUCCAAGGUUGCUCUUGUGGGUCAGGAGCCGGUGCUGUUCGCCCGCUCGGUGGAGGAGAACAUCGCCUAUGGUCUGACGGAUGUUCCCAUGGAAAACGUCGUACAGGCGGCCACCAAAGCUAACGCUAAUGAAUUUAUCAGCCUCCUGCCGAACGCCUACAACACGGGUGUCGGAGAAAAGGGCGCGCAGUUGUCUGGUGGGCAGAAGCAAAGAGUCGCCAUCGCCAGAGCUCUCGUCCGGAACCCUCGGGUUCUCAUCCUGGACGAGGCCACCAGCGCUCUGGACGUUGAAAGCGAACACUUAGUCCAGCAGGCUCUCAACAACGUCAUGCAGGACCACACGGUGCUGGUGAUCGCACAUCGGCUCAGCACGGUGGAGAAAGCCGACAACAUCAUCGUGAUCGACAGGGGCCGAGUGGUGGAACAGGGCUCGCACAGUCAGCUGAUGGCCUGCGAGGGGCUUUACUCCAAACUGGUGCAGAGGCAGAUUCUGGGCAUCAAGACUGGAGAGGAGGUCCUGAACUCCUCGGAAAAACCGUCGUGGAAACCAGAGAGGAGACGGCGGAUGAGCAGCAGUAGCAGCAGCGGCACGGAGUGCAACACUCGGUACUGAUGUUGGAGUGAGAUGUCAUCAUGGUGGAUGGACCAGAGGUGGAGCAGGUGAUGGGGGGUCAGGGUGAUUGAAAAGUUGGAAGUGAAAGCAUAAAGAUCAUAUUGGAUAAACGUACUGUUGAAUGUAAAUGUUUGGCAACUUAAGGUGGCAACUAACGCGUCUCUGGUCCAAGAGAACAACCUCUUCUUUGUACACUUGACACACAUAUGCAUGGAAUUUAUUGUUAUUUUAAGGUGGUCUUGUUUUCUCUGUAGCUCCAGUCGUGUCAUUGGGUAGGUGCUAGCCGCCGUUCUACUUGAUAAUCCAGCUAUUUAUUUCACCUGUGUUGUCAUAUUUAAAGAGUGACCUCUUGAGUCUGACGUUUUUUACCAGAUCGUAUGUUUUUUGUUAUAGGAACCGCAUUAAUUCUAGUUGACUACAGACAGCUGAAUGCACUUCAAGGAACCCAGUGUCACUAGGAAAUAUAUCCAAAGCGCAACAGAUACUUAAUGUUUAUCUAAUCGAAUGAAGUAAAA